AUGAAACAAGAUCGCUUUAGAGGUAUUUUGAGGUUUUUGCACUUCAAUGACAACAGUCAAAAUGAUAUGAAUGAUCCAAAUAGAGAUCGGUUAUUCAAUGUUCGACAUCUUAUGAACUUUGUAAAACAGAGAUGUGCAUCAGUCAAUGAGCCAGGCUGUGACAUCUCUAUUGAUGAGUCCUUUCUUCUUUUCAAAGGCAGACUUCUGUUCAAACAAUACAUAAGAACCAAAUGGUCACGAUUUGGUGUAAAAUUCUAUGAAAUAUGCACAUCAUCUGGAAUUAUGUUGGAUUUUCUAAUCUACUGCGGUAAACAAAUUGAGGGAAACGCAGACCUAAGUGCUACAGAAAGAAUCGUUGACACACUUAUUCAACCAUUUCUUGUCUUGUCAAAGUUUAUUGAUAACUACUACACAUCUCCGUUCCUUGUAGACUACUUGCUAAAAAGAGACAUAUACACCAUAGGUACGGUACAAACAAAGCAGAAGAACUUUCCAGAAGAGCUUGCUGAGCACAGAAUAGAGAAAGGCAAAGCAUUAUUUUAUGCUGACAAGUCUCGCAAUAUACUAACCUGUAAAUUCCGUUGGAAGAAAGAUAAGGCAAAUGGCAAGCCGAUGAUUAUACAUAUGUUGUCGUCGAAGCAUACAUAUGGUAUUGAAUCCUCCGGGAAAAAGGACAGGGAUAACAGCGACAUAAUAAAGUCGACAGUAAUUUUGAAUUAUAAUCAGAAAAUGGGAGGCGUGGAUGUGACAGAUCAACAAUUGCAUGGUAUUCAAACAACAAGGAAAUCAUACAAAUGGAGCACCAAAGUGACCAUAAGAAUAAUCAUGUUUUGUACCCUAAACUGUACAAAAUGGAUGCUAAUCCAUCAACGGCUUAUGCGAAAUAACUAA
Molecule: messenger RNA, 891 nt
Organism: Anneissia japonica
Lineage: Eukaryota; Metazoa; Echinodermata; Crinoidea; Comatulida; Comatulidae
Product: piggyBac transposable element-derived protein 4-like
Exons: 1
Coding region: 1-891 (296 amino acids)
Source: RefSeq, a predicted model, not a curated record